This is a messenger RNA of Pecten maximus, 1489 nucleotides long. Its product is annotated as quinone oxidoreductase-like protein 1. The transcript is spliced from 11 exons. The record is from RefSeq and is a predicted model, not a curated record. Gene Ontology annotation, molecular function: oxidoreductase activity. The coding region runs from base 241 to 1308 and encodes 355 amino acids. NCBI's taxonomy places the organism in Eukaryota, Metazoa, Mollusca, Bivalvia, Pectinida, Pectinidae.
AGGAGCACUUCCGGUUCUAUUUUCGUUUCAUUCUCACUCAACAUCAAGAAUGUAAUACUGCAUCACUUGAAUAGUGGGAUAAUCGUCUGUUUAUUGUAAUUUCUUCAAUAGCAUUUUGUCAGGAUAUUGCAAUGAAACGACCGGCUGUACUUGGAAAACCAUAAAUUUACGAAUUCACAUUAGCUAAAUUAUUACAGAUCAUAAUACGUUUUUACUAGCCGUAAGUUACCUAUGUGAAGAAUGAAAUCUGUGGUGCAGGACGCAUUGAGUCCAACUGAUGGGAUUCCCAAAUUCACCCUAGAAACAGAUAUAGAGGUACCUUCACCAGAAAAAUUUGACAUUGUUGUACAAGUAAAAGCAUGUGCUUUAGCAAAAUAUAACUCAAAGAUACUUACAGAAAUCCACAAGAAAAGUCAGCGAGAUAGAUAUAGUGUUGGGCAUGAUGUGGCUGGUAUCGUGGUCAAGAUUGGUCAGUCUGUUACCAGUGUAGCUCUAGGAGACAGUGUUGUAGGUGUUGUGCCAUUGAAUGCCAGAUACUCAGGAUGUGGAGAGUACUGCCUGAUGUCCGAGUAUGAUGUUGUCAGAAAACCAGACAGACUAAGUUUCGUUGAAGCUGCAGCAGGGAUCGGAGACUGUGUGAGGGCGUAUACUGCUUUACACUACCAGGCACGGGUUUGUGGGGGGGACACAGUCCUUGUGAUGGACGGAGCCACACCUUUCGGAUGUGUAGCACUCCACCUGGCCAGUUACUGGGGCGCAAAGGUUAUUACAACAUCCAGUAGUCAGGAUGAACGCAACUUCAUUGAUGGCCUGCAAAUAUCUAUAGCUCAAGUGAUAGAUAUCAGUAAGAGGAGUAACAUUUUAGCGAGUAGUGUAAUGGAAGAGACAGGGGGUGUGGGAGUGGAUGUCGUCAUUGACAACGGAGCCUGCAUGUUUACCAAUGAGGAAGAUCUCAAUAUAAUGGAGGAGAAAAGAAAGUAUUCAGUCCCACACAAACAUGAAAUCAUUUCCUGUCUUGGGGCAUCAGGGAAAUGGAUUACAUCUCAAUAUAAUCUUCAGCUGGACCCACCAGAUAGCCAACAGUUGUUUCUGCGAGGGGCCAGCGUCUGCUUCUUGUUUGACAAAAUAUGGAACUUGUCUUGUUCUCAACAAGGACGAUAUCAACAUAUACUACAUGAUGCUGUAGAAAAAAUAGAGAAAGGAGUCGUCAAGUGUAAAAUAGCGAAGGAAUUCACAUUGGAUGUAGCAGUGGACGCCAUGAUGCACCUUGAUCAGCUACGAAUAGGACGAGCAGUUGUUACGAUGUAAAAUAUGACCAGUGGAGCUCAAUGCCCUGGUUAUUACUGAAUUGUGGACAUUAGACAGAGGGCAGUGACCUUGUGAUGUGUCAUGUGAUUCAGCAGACCAAUGAAAUAUUGUUUUAGUAAACUGAUAUACACAUUUAUGUGAGAUGUUUUAACUUGAAUUGAUUAAAACAAACAUAAAUGAU